Messenger RNA from Miscanthus lutarioriparius, 1194 nucleotides. Lineage: Eukaryota; Viridiplantae; Streptophyta; Magnoliopsida; Poales; Poaceae. The record is from the annotation of a GenBank genome assembly.
AUGGCCACCGCCGACAUCCGCGUCUCCAUCGGGCACCAGACCCGCUUCGCGCUGCGCCUCGCCGCCGCGCUCUCCUCCCCCGCCGCCCCCGCCAGCAACGCCGCCUUCUCCCCGCUCUCCCUCCACAUCGCGCUCAGCCUCCUCGCCGCCGGCGCGGGCGGCGCCACGCGCGACCAGCUCGCCGCCACCCUAGGAGGAGGCGGCGCGCCUUCCGGCGCGGCCGAGGGCCUCCACGCGCUCGCCGAGCAGGUGGUGCAGCUCGUGCUCGCCGACGGGUCCGGCGCCGGCGGCCCGCGCGUCGCCUUCGCCGACGGCGUCUUCGUCGACGCGUCGCUCAAGCUCAAGCCGGCCUUCGAGGAGGUCGCUGUGGGAAAGUACAGGGCCGAUACCCAGUCCGUCGACUUCCAGAAAAAGGCUGCUGAAGCUGCUGGUCAAGUGAACUCAUGGGUAGAAAAAAUUACAUCUGGUCUCAUCAAAGAGAUCCUCCCCCCAGGUUCUGUUGACCACACCACCAGGCUUGUUCUUGGUAAUGCGCUCUAUUUUAAAGGAGCUUGGACUGAGAAGUUUGAUGCAUCUAAAACAAAAGAUAGUGAGUUCCACCUUCUUGAUGGGAGCUCAGUUCAAGCACCAUUCAUGUCCAGUACAGAAAAGCAAUAUAUUGUGUCUUACAACAACUUAAAGGUGCUUAAACUUCCAUACCAGCAAGGUGGGGACAAGAGGCAAUUCUCCAUGUACAUUCUACUUCCAGAUGCAAGAGAUGGUAUCUGGAGCUUGGCUGAAAAGUUGAGCUCUGAACCAGAGUUCCUGGAGAAGCAUAUCCCAAUGCAGAAGGUUCCAGUUGGACAGUUCAAGGUCCCCAAGUUCAAGAUAUCCUUUGGAUUUGAGGCAUCUAAAUUGCUCAAAGGUCUUGGGCUCCAGCUUCCGUUCAGCGCAGAAGCAGAUCUAUCAGAGUUAGUUGAUUCACCUGAGGGUCGGAACUUGUCUGUUUCGUCCAUAUUCCACAAGUCAUUUGUUGAAGUGAAUGAGGAAGGAACGGAGGCUGCCGCCGCAUCUGCUGCAACAGUUGUGCUCCGGUCAUUCACGAUGCCUCAGGAUUUCGUCGCAGAUCACCCCUUCCUGUUCCUGAUCCGAGAAGACUUGACUGGUGUGGUGCUGUUUGUCGGCCAUGUGGUGAAUCCCCUCCUUGCUCCGUAG